Hyposmocoma kahamanoa is the source of this 801-nucleotide messenger RNA. RefSeq lists its product as uncharacterized. The coding region runs from base 1 to 801 and encodes 266 amino acids. The transcript has a single exon. NCBI's taxonomy places the organism in Eukaryota, Metazoa, Arthropoda, Insecta, Lepidoptera, Cosmopterigidae. The record is from RefSeq and is a predicted model, not a curated record.
AUGGGAAAAAAGACUUCUUUAUUCACACCAGAAGACGAAGACGAAGACGAAGAAGAAAAAUUGGUUACUCUGGAGGUGAAGAAGUUUAUGAAGGAUAUAACCAGAGAAAUGGACAAGCUGUUAAAAAGAGAAUUAAAACGCGAAUUAAAUGAACUAACUUCGAGUGUUCAAUUUAUUAGCGACAAAUUAGACGACAGUUUGGAAAAGAUGGAGGUAUUCCAGCAAAAGAUAAAGACUCUUGAACAAAAAAAUGUGGAUUUAUUAAAUAAAAACAUUUUUCUGGAAAAUAGAAUCAGCGCAAUUGAGCAACGUUUUAAUGAAGCAGAACAAUAUAAAAUGAUUAAUGUCAUAGAAGUGGCAGAAGUACCUGUUCAAAAUGAGGAAAAUGUGCAGGUGUUAGCUACAAAAAUAGCAAACAAAUUGAAUGUGCAAAUGGAAAACGUAAAGAAAGCAAAGAGAAUGAACUCUCGUGCAGGCAGACCUGGUGUAAUACAUUUAGAAAUGGAGAACGAGGAUAGUAAGAAUUUGUGGGUAGCAGCGGCGCGGGCCACCGAUAUAAAAGCCGGUGACCUUUUGUCGAACCUGGAGCGGGAGCAGAGAGAUGCAAAAGUUUUCGUCAGGGAGGCGCUUACACCUUUCCAGAAAAACCUAUUGUGGAAAUCAAAACAGACAUUGAAAGAUAUUUUUAAAUAUGUGUGGUGUAGACAUGGGAAGGUUUUGGCUCGUAAACAAGACAAUGACAAAGUGAUCAUCAUUAGGUCAGAGAACGAUCUUCAAAAGUUGGCGAGUCAAGCUAAGUAA